UUCUAAGUGGGAGGAUGAUAUCGACACCAAGGAAAAGCGAGUUGGCAUAAUUGGCAACGGUUCGACCGGGAUACAGAUCAUUAACAUAAUUGCACCUGAAGUGGAUUCCCUGACAUGUUUCAUUCGCCAUCCACAAUAUGUCGCGCCCGCAGGACUUCGCGAUUUUACACCUGAAGAGCUAGAGAUGUUCAAGUCUAUUUACAAACAGAUGUGGCGAAGCGUUCGUGACUCUGCGUCGGCCUUUGGCUUUGUAGAACCGACUCGAACCUUCGCCGAAGCGUCCCCGAGGAAAGAGGACUAG
Exophiala aquamarina CBS 119918 is the source of this 301-nucleotide messenger RNA. RefSeq lists its product as uncharacterized. The annotation marks the transcript as partial. The transcript has a single exon. Lineage: Eukaryota; Fungi; Ascomycota; Eurotiomycetes; Chaetothyriales; Herpotrichiellaceae. The record is from RefSeq and is a predicted model, not a curated record.